CUUUCUCGCUGCUAGGGUGCGUUGCUGGAGCAAUUUCUUUCAAUCCGCGGCGUCAGAAUUCUCCGUAUCUAUUUUGGCUCAAGCGAUAUGGGCGCAGUGCCCGUUCCAAGCCCGAGCCCGCGCCUCCGCGUGGCGGCAGCGUUGCUUGCAAGUAGACAUGCGCCGCCAUAUCAGUGGCAGUGACACAGAGCCUAUAUCCGACGACGGGUCGACGUUCCUGCCCACCAGGGUAGGGUCGAGACAGUCGCACGAGCACUUGGUGGUGAAGUCUUUUACGGGCGUGGGGGGGAUGGUGCAAUGGCUUGGGGACCGGUGGGCACAUAAGCAACACAUCGUGGUAACAGGCUACGACGCUGACAAGUUCUCCUCGUCCAUGGUGUUUCUCGCCGUGAAGGGCACGAUCGUGUCGAACUGGGUGCUGUGGGCAGAGCAGGCGCUGUGCAUGCUACUUUACUUGGUCUACGCAUGCAUCCACAAGCUGUUCUUCUACAAGGAAGAUGUUGCUGAGUCGCGUGACAGUUUUAAAGCUGAGGUGCGUCGUCUGUCAAGCAGCGUCUCGUACUUGGCUGCAUUUCUGCUAAGCUUCUAGACCUCGCUGACCGUUGCCAGAUGGUGGCGUCUCCGCACAGACGGCAUCGGCAACAUCUGGGCAUCAUGCUCAGAAUUGUGCCUGUUCAUAUCUGAGUUCGUAACGGACGACGAGAAAGUGUUGACUUCAAUUCGACGAUACGCGCGGGCAUCGCUCAUCAUGCGCUUCUUGGAGCGCCGUUUCCCAGGCAAGCUCGCCGAACACCUCUACUUGCUUGUCAAUCUGAACGUGCUGACCGAGGAGGAGGUUAGUAAGCUUCGCGAGUACGAGAAAAAUCUCGCCGAGAGUAUCUGGACGUGGGUGGCACGCAUCGUGAGGAACCUGCACCGCAAGGGUGACAUCAAGAGCGACAUCAUGCUCAACUUCGUCCUGGAGAAGGUGGCGAAGGGGCGUGGCGGUGCCGCGCUCAUCGGAGCACAGAUGGCGACUCCGAUCCCACUGCCGUAUGUCCACCUUCUUGGCCUUCUCGUGAAGCUCCACAACUACUGCCUGGCGCUGUGCACGGGGUAUCUACUGGCAGUGGAUUCCUCCAAGUGGCCAGAGCUCACGGUGAUAGCUUUCUUUGUCCCUUUCCUCUACAACUCGCUCCUUCUCAUCAACGCAGAACUUGCAGACCCGUUCGACGGCGGAGUGAAUGACUUCCCGAUGGAGAGGUACGAGCUCGCAAUGGAGAGCGACGGGCGCAGCUACUUGCAGGCUGGCCUGCACACCCCCGAGUGGAUGCACCUCUCCUGAGGGUGGCGAGGCUGGCUGGACGCAGCGUCCUUCGACUGCGAGCGAGGGGGGAAGUGAGAAGAAGAAAGCGUCCGUGUCCUCGGGGAAGGCUGAGAACAUUUCUCAGAAGGCCUCGGGUAAUCAAUCGCAUCUAGUUUAAAUUCGAAGUAAUUCCAAAUACGGUGUCCGUACGCGCAUGCCUAAUACAGCGGGCGACGGAGACAGUUGAGUACGAGUGCUGAUGUUGCUCCUGCCUGGCUGCGAUGGGUCGCACCAUGCACGGAGGCAUCCGAACGUGGGUCCGAUGUUGUUCUUGUCCGUCUCGUGUGGAGCACAGCCGGCGACGAAGACAGCUGAAUGCGGGUGUUGGUGUUCGUCCUCUGGACGCGGUCGACAUCGCAGUUUUGGCAGUUGGGGACUCGGGCCGUCUCCUCCGCCUCCUCCUAGAAGCACUGCGUGCUUAGCGCGUUGGGCUAAAGGACCUACCGGUCGGUUCAUUGCGAGAGACACGUGCCCGAUUAUAAAAAUAAUUUAAAAAAAAAUCCGCGGCGUCAGAAUUCCCAACCUCUUCCCCAGAGGCAGUUCUGUUA
This is a messenger RNA of Prorocentrum cordatum, 1893 nucleotides long. The record is from the annotation of a GenBank genome assembly. Lineage: Eukaryota; Dinophyceae; Prorocentrales; Prorocentraceae.